This is a messenger RNA of Dipodomys spectabilis (banner-tailed kangaroo rat), 1275 nucleotides long. RefSeq names its product zinc finger protein 33B-like. NCBI's taxonomy places the organism in Eukaryota, Metazoa, Chordata, Mammalia, Rodentia, Heteromyidae. The record is from RefSeq and is a predicted model, not a curated record. The transcript has a single exon. Gene Ontology annotation, biological process: regulation of immune system process; negative regulation of transcription by RNA polymerase II; regulation of cytokine production. The annotation marks the transcript as partial.
AUGAGUGCUGCCUAUAGUCCUCAUGUGUCUUCUGUAGUUGAAGAAUAUAAACAAUGUGAAAAGUCACACACUGUUGUCCCUCAGAGAACACACACAAGAGAGAAACCUCAUGAAUGUAAUGUGUGUCGAAAGUCUUUCACCAAGAAAUCAAAGCUUACUGUCCACCAGAGAACACACACAAAUGAGAAACCUUUUCAAUGCAACAUUUGUGGAAAAUCUUUCACCUGCAAGGCAUAUCUUACUAGACACCAGAGAACACACACUGGAAAGAAAAUUUAUGAAUGUAACUUAUGUGGAAAGUCCUUCUCCUGGAAGUCAACUCUCACUGUCCAUCAGAUAACACACACAGGAAAGAAACCUUUUGAAUGUAACGUGUGUGGGAAGUAUUUCAUCCAGAAAUCAAAGCUUACUGUUCACCUGAGAACACACACAAAAGAGAAACCUUUUGAAUGCAACAUUUGUGGAAAGUCUUUCACCUGCAAGGCAUAUCUUACUAGCCACCAGAGAACACACAAAGGAGAGAAACCUUAUGAAUGUAACAUGUGUGGAAAGUCUUUCGCCAGGAUCGCAUACCUUACUGUCCACCAGAGAACACAUACUAGAGAGAAACCUUAUGAAUGUAACAUGUGUGGAAAGUCUUUCACCAAGAAAUCAAAGCUUACUGUCCACCACAGAACACACACAGGAGAGAGACCAUAUGAAUGUAACCUGUGUGGAAAGUGUUUCACCCAGAAAUCAAAUCUUACUGUCCACCAGAGAACACACACAAAAGAGAAAGAUUUUGAAUGUAAGAUUUGUGGAAAGUGUUUCACCCACAAGGAAUAUCUUUCUACCCACCAGAGAACACACACAGGAGAGAAAAUUUAUGAAUGUAACUUGUGUGGAAAGUCCUUUACCUGGAAGUCAACCCUCACUGUCCAUCAGAUAACACACACAGGAAAGAAACCUUAUGAAUGUAAUGUGUGUGGAAAGUCUUUCACCAAGAAAUCAAAGCUUACUGUUCACCAGAGAACACACACAAAAGAGUAUCCUUUUGAAUGUAACAUUUGUGUAAAGUCUUUCACCUGCAAGGCAUAUCUUACUAGCCACCAGAGAAUACACACAGGAGAGAAACUUCAUGAAUGUAAUGUGUGUGAAAAAUCUUUCACCCAAAAGGGUAACCUUACUGCCCACCACAGAACACACACAGGAGAGAGACCUUAUGAAUGUAACCUGUGUGGAAAGUGUUUCAUCCAGAAAUCAAGGCUUACUUGCCACCAGAGAACACACACACAG